Molecule: messenger RNA, 1212 nt
Organism: Polistes dominula (European paper wasp)
Lineage: Eukaryota; Metazoa; Arthropoda; Insecta; Hymenoptera; Vespidae
Gene: CycH
Product: cyclin H
Biological process (GO): regulation of transcription by RNA polymerase II; DNA-templated transcription
Cellular component (GO): transcription factor TFIIK complex
Molecular function (GO): cyclin-dependent protein serine/threonine kinase regulator activity
Source: RefSeq, a predicted model, not a curated record
UUCGAGCCAGCACGUGUAAUACCUGUCGGCGACGUCAAUUAUUUUUAUACAUUUUUAUUUAAUUUCAUUGGAAUUUAUUUUGUUCUUCUUUUGUUUCGUUUAAUAUAAGAAAAUGUUUCCUCAAAGUUCGCAAAAAAGAUUUUGGAUGUUUAAAGAUGAAAAUGAAUUAAAUGCUUUAAGAGAAAAAACAAAUGCAGAGUUCAUCAAUAAACAUGGUGCCAAUAUGACUCCACAGGAAAGAGAAGCACAUUUUCUCUCAGACAAUGAAGAACGUACAUUACUUAGAUUUUAUGAAUUACAACUGCGUGAUUUCUGUCGUCGUUUUACACCACCAAUGCCCAAAGCUACAGUUGCUACUGCGCUGCAUUACUUCAAGAGAUUUUAUUUGAGAAACAGUGUAAUGGAUUAUCAUCCAAAGGAGAUAUUGGUAACAUGCGUGUACUUAGCUUGUAAAGUAGAAGAAUUUAACGUAUCAAUAUCUCAAUUUGUUGCUAAUAUUAAAGGCGACAGAGAGAAAGCAUCAGAUAUUAUUCUUAACAAUGAAUUGUUACUUAUGCAACAAUUGAAUUAUAAUUUAACAAUUCACAAUCCGUUCAGGCCAGUUGAAGGAUUAAUGAUCGAUAUUAAGACUCGAUAUACUUCGUUAGAUAAUCCAGAGAAAUUGAGGCCACACAUUGAUGAAUUCUUAGAAAGAGUUUUCUUAACGGACAGUGUUUUAAUUUAUGCACCAAGCCAAGUUGCUUUAGCUGCAACUUUGCAUGCAGCGUCCAGAGCAUCAGCAAAUUUAGACAAUUAUGUUACUGAUAUAUUAUUUUCAAGUGAACAAUUAGGAGGCAUAAUAGAAGCAGUUAGAAAAAUAAGGUCAAUGGCUAAAUGUGUGGAACCACCUUCACGUGAUGUUGUAAGAGCGAUAGAAAAGAAAUUAGACAAAUGUAGAAAUCAAGAAAAUAAUCCUGACAGUGAAAUAUACAAGCAAAGAAUGCAAGAAAUGUUGCUAGAAGAGGAUCUACAAGAUGAUGAAAAAUAUGCCAAAAUUAUACAGGAUCAAGCGGCUCAUGAUGAAAAAACUUUAGGUGUUAAUAAACUCUUAUCUUCUCCAUCCGCUUUAUGAAAUAACUCUUUGUGUUCCUGAUGCCUAAAAUCUAAUCUCUGAGUAAGAUGAUGCGUGGGAUGACUUAAAGGAAUAUUAUGAAAAAUCGUAGAUUGUUGUCC